AUGGUGGCCCUCAUCCCUAGAGAUGAGCGGGCCAAGUACGAGGUCAAGGAGCAGAUCCCCUGGAACCCCAUCCAAGAGGACGUCAACAUCAAGAACGCCAGCGGGGUCGUGACGCAGGCGCCCCGGUAUUACGCCUUUGCGCCCCCCGGCAACUAUGGGAUCGUCCCCCAAACGUGGGAGAACGGCAGCCAGUCGGACGCGGCCAUGGGGCUGCUGGGGGAUGACGAGCCGCUGGACGUGCUGGACAUCGGGGAGGCGAGGGCGCCGAUUGGAGGCGUCUACCGGGUCAAGGUGCUGGGCGUGGUCCCGCUGAUAGACCGCAACGAAACGGACUACAAGGUGCUCGUAAUCAAUACGCGUGACCCCCGGGCUGCCCAGCUGGACGACAUCUCCCAGGUCCCACAGGCCACCCUCAAGACCAUAUACACCUUUUACAGGGACUACAAAGGCGCGGAGGGCCGCCCCUCCGCCUCCUUCUACCAAGGACCCAUCCUCGGGCCGGACGGCCGCCCCUCCACGCGCCCCAACGGCCGCUUCCUGGGGAGAAACUUCACACUGGGGGUGCUGGGCCGCAGCCACGCGGCCUGGCAGGGGCUGGUGGCCGGUGGCUGCGUGACACCCGGGUGUGCGGCGAUAUGGUGGCCGGGCAAAGCGGCAUGA
Molecule: messenger RNA, 660 nt
Organism: Monoraphidium neglectum
Lineage: Eukaryota; Viridiplantae; Chlorophyta; Chlorophyceae; Sphaeropleales; Selenastraceae
Product: inorganic pyrophosphatase
Exons: 7
Coding region: 1-660 (219 amino acids)
Biological process (GO): phosphate-containing compound metabolic process
Cellular component (GO): cytoplasm
Molecular function (GO): magnesium ion binding; inorganic diphosphate phosphatase activity
Source: RefSeq, a predicted model, not a curated record